This is a messenger RNA of Rhodofomes roseus, 1149 nucleotides long. RefSeq lists its product as uncharacterized. The transcript is spliced from 3 exons. The record is from RefSeq and is a predicted model, not a curated record. The coding region runs from base 406 to 777 and encodes 123 amino acids. Lineage: Eukaryota; Fungi; Basidiomycota; Agaricomycetes; Polyporales; Fomitopsidaceae.
CGCGUAUGCUUGCGCAAGAAGGAGAGGAGGACCUGCUCCUCCGCGAGGCCAUGGAUCUGACGCUUCAUGCUGCGGCGGAGGAUGCCAAGGAUGCCGGCUUCGAGAGGUCUGCGACAUCGACUGCCGGUCAAAAGGAGAGGGGAACCGUCGCGGCGUCUUCACAGAUGGAGCUAGAGAGAACCAUAACACCGUGGGAGGAAUGGACGCCGCACGCAACCUCAACGCCACACCCGAGCCCUACGUCUUCGACCUCGCUGCUCAGUCCUGUAGAGGCUUGGGGUGCACUUGCGACAUCGACGGUCCAUCACGAGUACCCGCGCAGCUCGGGGAAGAAUGAGACAACAUGAUUAGAGAUGUAGAGAUGGGAACGGGGUGCACACGGACGACAAUCAAAAUCGGGGUGGGAUGAUAUUUCAUUGUAUAUCUCGCUGUUUCUUGUAUGAAUCGAACACUGGAAGACAACCGUCAACCCGGACACGUAGAUGCGAGCCGAGAGUAAGGACAUUACCGAAGCGAGGCCGCUUUGGUUCCACGUACAGUUCAUCGCAUGGCCAGUCAUCACGAAGGGGCGGCACACAUGGCGUAGCCUGCUGUCACUAUGCGCUUCAGACCAGUGAAGUCACUCGCGCCAGGACAUUGCGAGGACGAACGGGGCGGUUCUUUCAGGAUUGCGGUAUGGAGGAUCCUGCAGCCACUGCGACUAUAUUGCCUGGCUGCCGCGAUCAAGCCAUCUGGUAUACGUGGUCCCAAGCGAUCGUACAGAAUGCAAGUCGAUAACAGUUGGUCAGUUUAUACUCCCGACAAUCCAUGCGCAUAAUGAAGAGCGGCCCACUCAGUCAAAACCUCCGCUGUAUAUGCGGAGAUUUCCUGAUUAAACACUGCCAACGAGUGCGAUUCCGUGGUACAGUGACCGCACACUUGGGGUAUUUCAGUGCUCGCGUAGAGCGUAUCCACAGCAUAUGCCCAAGGGCAGGCCAUCGCUAUCUCUCCGCUCAUCCGGUAUUUCGGGUGCAAGGCGCAUGCCUAUUGCCAUAGAUUAUCCUGUUUUCAUAGCUUUCUCCCCAUCUCCCACUCGCAGACCAUCCGUGCUUGCAUUGUAAGGUUCGGAGCGUGCCGGGAUCGCGCUUCGCGAGAUAUAGAGCAGCUAUA